UGACGGUUAAAUUUGUUAGUGUUCACUGACUAGACCUCAAUCAAUGGGCUCUGUUUAAAGUCUCUAUUUUCUCUUUAUGAGAUAAACAGAACUUUUUUGAUCCUUCGAUGAUAUCUAGUCGAUUGUUUUCUUUACAAUAAUCGAAAAAGAUGAAGGAGUUAACGUUAGUGGAGGAGAUGCCUAAUGAGGGGUAUGGAUGCGCCGUUGCGAAUCGUUUCGGUCAGCUGCUGGACGAUGAAUCCGACCCUUUCGACAUUUUAUUCGCGGCAGGGGUAGGGAAAAAGCAGAAGAAGAAGAAAGAGGAGCAAAAGAAAACUUCAACCACGACUAAAGCUGGAAAGAAGGAGUCUCAAAGGGACCGGACAAUCGUUCUUCCAGCAGUUGGAGGUGGACAAGGCCAAGUCCGCCUUGCUCGUGGAGAGGUUGAGGAGCGAAUAGAGAGACGCGUGACUUUUGAGCGCAAAUUCAACGAUGCCGACACCCCCCUCAGUUUCUCUGUUGAGAGGCCUGUGGAUGUGCUGGACAGGCCUGUCAGAGGAAGAGGUACUGGACGUGGACGAGGAGCACGAGGCCCAGGAUAUCCAAGAUCCAAUGACGGAUUUGACCAGAGAGGAAAGAGGGAGUUCGAACGACACAGUGGGAGUGACCGAACGAGUGUCCGUUCGGAAGAGAAGCGCAGUGGCAGUGGAUCUCGCAACUGGGGCUCUAUGAGAGACCAAAUGAGUGAAAUUGAAGAGGGGUCACCUAGUGAGGAGGUUGUUGAAACUGAGGAGACCCAAGAGGUAGUUGCAACUGAUGGAGAAAACAGACCAUCUGAGACCGAGGAAGUGAUUGAGGUUGCCAUAGAGAUGACACUGGAUGAGUGGAAAGCCCUACAAGAGCAAAGCAGGCCCAAGGUAGAGCUGAAUAUUCGUAAGGCAGACACCCCUGUCCCGUCCAAGGCUGUGGUUAUCCAUAAGUCCAAACUCCUUCAGAAACAUGAUAAUGGCAUUGAUGAAGAGGAUGUGGUUUUCCGUCGCCCGGCCAACGACAUUACCUGUCAACUGGAGAUCAACUUUGGCAGCCUGGCUCGGCCCUCUCGCGGUGGGAGAGGUGGACGAGGUGGCGGUGGUCGUGGCCGUGGUGCUCCCAUGCCAUCCCAAAGAUCUCCACCACAACUUGAAUCUGCUCCAAACCCAGAUGAUCCAGAAGAUUUCCCUGCACUGGCUUAGUGCUCCAGAGGAAGAGAGUGAAGAUCAAACUGUUCUGCAACCCAUGUUGGUUGAAAUGAGCAAUGUGCACUUAAAAUG
This is a messenger RNA of Rhinichthys klamathensis goyatoka, 1289 nucleotides long. RefSeq lists its product as uncharacterized. Gene Ontology annotation, cellular component: cytoplasm; nucleus. Bases 150 to 1211 code for a protein of 353 amino acids. Gene Ontology annotation, molecular function: RNA binding. Gene Ontology annotation, biological process: positive regulation of translational initiation; positive regulation of RNA splicing. Lineage: Eukaryota; Metazoa; Chordata; Actinopteri; Cypriniformes; Leuciscidae. The transcript has 8 exons. The record is from RefSeq and is a predicted model, not a curated record.